This is a messenger RNA of Plasmodium falciparum 3D7, 6648 nucleotides long. RefSeq names its product erythrocyte membrane protein 1, PfEMP1. Bases 1 to 6648 code for a protein of 2215 amino acids. The transcript is spliced from 2 exons. The record is from RefSeq and is a predicted model, not a curated record. Lineage: Eukaryota; Apicomplexa; Aconoidasida; Haemosporida; Plasmodiidae. Gene Ontology annotation, cellular component: membrane. Gene Ontology annotation, molecular function: host cell surface receptor binding.
AUGGCGCCAGGAGGUCGUCAGGGUGAUGGUGGGGAAGAUAUUGACCACCAAAGUGCCAAACAUUUAUUGGAUAGCAUAGGGAAAAUAGUGCACGACCAAAUGAAAAAGGAAGCUGAACAACGUAGUAAGGGUGAAUUGGAAGGAAAGUUGUCAUUUGCAACUGUUAGUGGAGAAACAGGUGCCACCGAUAAACCAUGCAAUUUUGAUUAUGAUAAACUUAUUGGUGCUAAUGAUGGUAAAAGGCAUCCGUGCAAAAAAGAUGGAAAAGGAGAAGAAGUACCACGUUUUUCGGAUAAACAAGGAGCAGAAUGUGCUAAUAAUAGAAUACAAGGUAAUAAUAAAAAUAGUCAUUAUAAGGAUUUUGGCGCCUGCGCGCCCUUUCGACGAUUAAAUUUAUGCAACAAAAAUUUUCCAAAUAUGAAUAGUAAUGAUAGUUCGAAAGCUAAGCAUGAUUUAUUGGUGGAUGUGUGUCUUGCAGCAAAAUAUGAAGGGGAUUCUUUAAAACAUUAUAGUGAAAAACUUAACCUAACUUAUACUGAUUCUCCUUCCCAAUUAUGUACUGAGUUGGCACGAAGUUUUGCAGAUAUAGGUGACAUUAUACGAGGAAAAGAUCUGUAUCUUGGAUAUAAUAGAAAAGAGAAAGCACAAAAAGAAAAAUUAGAACAAAAUUUAAAAAAAUUUUUCCAGAAUAUAGAUGAGAAAUUGCCUCUAAAAGCAAAAAAUUACUACACAAAAGAAAAAGAUCCAAAUUUUUUAAAAUUACGAGAAGAUUGGUGGACGGCGAAUAGAGAAACGGUAUGGGAAGCAUUAACAUGUGAUGCGCACGGUACAUAUUUUCAUGCAACGUGCAGUGAUCUUAAUGGAGAUUGUUCUCAAGCUCAUGAAAAAUGCAGGUGUCCCAAGACAAGUGGCGGAAAGGCCAUCAAGGCAGGUGGCGACGUAACUAUUGUCCCUACGUAUUUUGACUAUGUGCCGCAGUAUCUUCGGUGGUUCGAGGAAUGGGCAGAAGACUUUUGUAGAAAAAAGAAAAAAUAUGUUGAUAUAGUUAAAACAUAUUGUCGUGAACAAGAUAAAAGUGGUAACCAACGAUAUUGUAGUCGUAAUGGCUACGAUUGCACAAAAACUGUUAGAGCACGAGGUAAGUACCGUAUGGGUAAUCAAUGUACUAAAUGUUUGUUUGCAUGUAAUCCUUACGUUGAGUGGAUAGAAAACCAACGAAAACAAUUUGACAAACAAGUAAAAAAAUACAAAACAGAAAUAUCAGAUGGUGGUGGUAGGCAAAAACGGGAUGCAGGUGGUACAACUAAGUAUGAAGGAUAUGAAAAAAAAUUUUAUGACGAACUUAAAGGUAACUAUAGUGAUGUUAAUGCUUUUUUGGGAUUAUUAAAUAAUGAAAAAGCAUGCACAGCUGUUAAAGACAAUGACGGAGGAACAAUUCAUUUUGAAACGGUUGGUACUACCACUACCAUUGGCGAAAACGGUGGUACUAGUGACACUAGUGGUACUAAUAAUGAAAAUGAAGGAACAUUUUAUCGUUCAAAAUAUUGCCAACCCUGUCCUCAUUGUGGGGUCAAACGUGAAGGUAAUGAAUGGAAAGAGAAAAAGAAAAAUACUGAUCAAUGCACGAGUGGAAAACGUUAUAAGCCUAAAAAUAACGCAGAAGCUACUAAUAUUAGAAUCCUUAAAAGUGGUGAUGGACAAACAGAAAUUGAAAACAAAUUAAACGAAUUUUGCGAUCAAAUAAAUCUUGAUACAUUAAAUAGUGGUGUUAAUAGUGCUGGUGGUGGUGGUGGUGGUCGUAGUGGUAGUCAGGAAUUGUAUCAAGAAUGGAAAUGUUAUAAAGGUGAUGAUGUAGUGAAAGUUGAAAAUAAAGAUGAAGAAGAAGAUGAAGAGGAAAAUGUACAGAAGGUAAAAGAUGCAGGCGGAUUAUGUAUAUUAAAAAACGAAAGAAGUGAAACCAAUUCUCAAAACCAUCCUUACGAUAUCCAAAAGACAUACAAUGAUUUUUUUAAUUUUUGGGUGGCACAUGUGUUGAAAGAUUCCAUACAUUGGAGAACAAAGAAAAUUAAAGGAUGUUUAAGUAAUGGUGCGAAAAUAAGAUGUAAUAAAAAAAAUAAAUGUAAUAAUGAUUGCGGUUGUUUUGAAAGAUGGGUUAAACAAAAGAAAGACGAAUGGAAGCCAAUAAAACAACAUUUUUACACGCAAGAAGAUAUUGUCAAAAAAGGACCUUUUAUGACACUUACUCACGAUUAUGUUCUUGAAGGUGUUUUGGAAUUAGAAUUUUUGAAAGGCGAUUCCGAAGAAGAUUUCGAAGCAGAUUCCUCAGAAGAUUCCCAAAGUCGUGAUGAGGAUGCACAAGAAACAAAACGCAUUAAGGACAUGUUCGAAAAAAAAAAAAAAAAAAAUAAAGAUGAGGUUGCUUCCAAUGAGGAAACAAUAAUUGAUUUCAUGCUCGAUGAGGAAUUAAACGAUGCCAAACAAUGCAUAGAAAAACACACAUGUCCACCACAAGAAGGCCUCGCCCGCUCCGAAUCCGACACCCAACGUGACACCCACUCCGACGACGUCGAGGCGGAGGAAGAAGACGAAGAAGAGGAAGAAGACGACGUCGGCGCGGAGGGGGAGUCGGAGACGGUGAAGGACACGGAGGCACCAGUGGAAACAAAAAAAGAUGUCGACGUUUGCAAAAUCGUGGAACAAGCACUUAAUAACAUGGAAAAUCUGAAUGCCGCCUGUACCCUCAAAUAUGGCCCAAAGGCACCCACAAGUUGGAAAUGUAUACCAAGUGGUAGUGAUAGUAGUAGUAGUGGCGCCAUAUGUGUGCCACCCAGGAGACGACGAUUAUAUGUGGGGAAAUUGGAACAGUGGGCAAACAAACACAACACGGAUGCGUCAGAAGCACGUGGUAGUGAAGCACCAUCACCAAGUGGUACUGACACACACACACAACCAGACCCACAAAAGGCACUACUCAAAGCAUUUGUUGAGUCCGCUGCUGUGGAAACUUUUUUUUUAUGGCAUAGAUAUAAAGAAGAGAAGAAGAAACCACAAGAAGGUGGGUUACCACUACUCGGCACAGGUGAUAGCGUCGACGGUGAAGAGGAGGAACAGCCCCCCCAAAACGAACUAAAUGGUGGCAAAAUACCUAAUGACUUUUUGCGUCAGAUGUUUUAUACAUUAGCAGACUACAAAGAUAUAUUAGAUGGGAAGAAUAUAGUGGCAGACAUUUUAAAUGGUUCUAGUGGUAGUGAUAAAGAUAUGGUGGAAAGAGAAAAGACAAUAAAAGAAAAGAUAAAGAUCUUUUUCGAACAAAAUGGCAACAAAGAAGCUGCUCCUCGUGGUAGCACCCAAACCCAACCUAGUGAAAAACUUAAAUCCUGGUGGAGUCAAAACGGUGAAUAUAUAUGGAAAGGUAUGGUAUGUGCUCUAACCUAUGAAGAAAAUGGGGCAAGAGGCACAGAUGGCAAAACGACAUUAAAGAGGAAUGAUGAUGUGUACGAGAAAUUUUUCGGGAAACCUAGCGACUCCUCCAUCCUCCCUGUCACAGGCUCAACCCCAACCGGCACAGCCGCAACCCCAAACGGCACAACCGGCACAUACACAACCCAAUACCAAUAUGAUAGUGUCACAAUUGGUGCUAGUGGUACCGGCGCCAAAAGCGACGACACCAUCAACAACCCCACGUUAAAAGAUUUCGUGUUGCGACCCCCCUACUUCCGAUACCUUGAAGAAUGGGGUGAAACAUUUUGUCGACAAAGGACACGUAUGUUGGAGAAGAUUAAAGACGAUUGUAAGGUAGGACAAGGUAAUGGUAAAAAUGGUGACAAGGUUUGUAGUGGUUAUGGAGAAGAGUGCAAAAUAGAAGAUAUAUCAAAAGAAGGACUUUUUGCAGAUUUAAAAUGUCCGAGUUGUGCAAUUUCUUGUAGUUCUUAUAGAAAAUGGAUAAAAGGAAAAAAAACACAAUAUGAGAAACAGAAAGAUAGAUACAAAACGGAAAUUGACCAAGCUAAAAGUGAUAAUGAAUUUUGUGCAACACUAAAAAGUCUCUCUGACGCUGCACAAUUUUUAGAAAGGUUAGGACCAUGUAAAAAGGAUAAUGCGAGUGGAGAGGGUAAAAAAUUUUUUGAGAAUGAAGGUGAAGCAUUUACACCUGCAACAAAUUGUAAACCUUGUCCUGAAUUUAAAAUAAAUUGUAAAAAUGGUAAAUGCAAGAGUGGUGAUGGUGAUACAAAAGAGAAGUGCAAUGAAAAAACGACUAUUGAUGUAAAUGAUAUUGAAAAUAAGACAGAUGUUAAUAAUAUUGUUAUGCUUGUGAGUGAUGACAAUAAAAAUAAAUCUGAAACUGUUUUAGAGGCUUGUAUAGAAGCAGGUAUAUUUAAAGGUAUUAGAAAAGAAGAAUGGAAAUGUCGUAAUGAAUGUGGUUUAGAUGUAUGUGGUCUUAAAAAAGGAGAUAAUAAUGGUAAAUUAGAUGAUAAACAAAUUAUAUUAAUUAGAGCAUUGAUUAAAAGAUGGUUAGAAUAUUUUUUAGAAGAUUAUAAUAAAAUUAGAAAAAAAUUAAAAUCAUGUACAGAAAAGGGUGAAGGAUCACCAUGUAUAAAAGAUUGUAAAAAAAAAUGCGAUUGUGUUAAAGCAUGGAUAAAUCUGAAAACGAAAGAAUGGGAAGAAAUAAAAAAACCUUACCUUGAACAAUAUAAAAAUGGCUAUGGAGAAAAUUACAAUGUGAAAACUAUUUUGGAGAAAUUUCAAGAUCAACCUGAAUUUAAAAAAGCUAUAGGACCUUGUCCAAAUUUAGGUCAGUUCGAGGAUUCAAUUCAUUGUAAUGGAGCUGCGAGGUCAGAAAAUGGCAAAAAAAGAGAUAUCGUAGAAUGUUUGCUUCAAAAGCUUGAAAAAAAAGCAGAAAAGUGUCAAAACCAAAACGAAACUGCGUGUGAUACCCCUUCAACUUGUGAUAAAAACCUCACCCCCGACGUUGAAGACGACGAUGAGGAACCCUAUGAGGACUUACUCCUUCAAGAAACAGAAGAAAAACCAGAGGAGGCAAAGAAGAAGAUGAUGCCAAAAAUUUGUGAAGGUGUGAUACCAAAAGAGGAAGUGAAAGACAAAGACGGUUGUAAACCAGCAGCAGCACCUAGUGCGGAAACCGACAAAGAAAAACCCGUACCCAAACCCCCAUCACAACCAACAAACCCCCCAAAUCCAUUCGAACACCCCGCUGUUAUACCCGCCCUCAUGUCUUCUACCAUCAUGUGGAGCGUUGGCAUCGGUUUUGCUGCGUUCACUUAUUUUUAUCUAAAGAAAAAAACCAAAGCAUCUGUUGGAAAUUUAUUCCAAAUACUACAAAUACCCAAAGGUGAUUAUGAUAUACCUACAUUGAAAUCAAGCAAUCGUUAUAUCCCCUAUGCAAGUGAUCGAUAUAAAGGAAAAACAUAUAUUUAUAUGGAAGGAGAUAGUAGUGGUGAUGAAAAAUAUGCAUUUAUGUCUGAUACUACUGAUGUAACGUCCUCAGAAAGUGAGUAUGAAGAAUUGGAUAUUAAUGAUAUGUAUGUACCAGGUAGUCCUAAAUAUAAAACAUUAAUUGAAGUGGUACUAGAGCCAUCAAAAAGAGAUACAAUGAGCACACAAAGUGAUAUACCAUUAAAUGAUAAACUUGAUAGUAAUAAACUUACAGAUGAAGAAUGGAAUAAACUGAAACAGGAUUUUAUCUCAAUUUUACAAAAUCCACAAAAUGAUUUACCCCAAAAUAAUAUAAGUGGGAAUAUUCAAAUGGAUACCCAUCCUUCUGUUAGUAUUUUACACGAUGAUAUGGAAGAAAAACCUUUUAUUACAUCUAUUCAUGAUAGAGAUUUACAUAAUGGUGAAGAGGUUACCUAUAAUAUUAAUUUGGAUGAUCAUAAAAAUAUGAAUUUUUCAACUAAUCAUGAUAAUAUACCACCAAAAAACAAUCAAAAUGAUUUAUAUACUGGUAUAGAUUUAAUUAAUGAUUCGAUAAGUGGUAACCAUAAUGUUGAUAUUUAUGAUGAAUUGUUGAAAAGAAAAGAAAAUGAAUUAUUUGGAACAAAUCAUACAAAACAUACAACAACAAAUAGUAUUACCAAAAAAACACAUAAUGACCCUAUAGUGAAUCAAAUAAAUUUGUUUCAUAAAUGGUUAGAUAGACAUAAAAAUAUGUGCGAACAGUGGGAUAAACAUAAAAAGGAGGAAUUGUUAGAUAAAUUAAAAAAAGAAUGGGAACAAGAUUAUAACAAUAAUAGUGAUGACAUUCACACUAGUGAUAAUAACAUAGUUAGUACUGUUAACCAUGUGUUCAAUACUGAUGUUUCGAUACAAAUAGAUAUGGAUGAUCCUAAUCCUGUAAACCCAUUUACAAAUAUGUAUACAAAUUCUGAUAAUUCCACUAUGGAUAAUAUCUUGAAUGGUAUGGAAAAACAUCGUGAACCCUACUUCUAUGAUAUUUAUGAGGAUGAUAUUACUUAUUUCGAUAUAGAUGAUGAAAAAACACCUAUGGGUGAUAUAUAUGUUGAUCAUAAUAAUGUGAAUAGUAAUAAUAUGGAUGUACCUAAUAAAGUACACAUUGAAAUGAAUAUUGUUAAUAAUAAAAAGGAGAUUUUCGAAGAGGAAUAUCCUAUAUCAGAUAUAUGGAAUAUCUAA